Anopheles aquasalis is the source of this 1356-nucleotide messenger RNA. RefSeq names its product Gustatory receptor 28b (gene Gr28b). The record is from RefSeq and is a predicted model, not a curated record. NCBI's taxonomy places the organism in Eukaryota, Metazoa, Arthropoda, Insecta, Diptera, Culicidae. Gene Ontology annotation, cellular component: neuronal cell body; dendrite; axon. Gene Ontology annotation, biological process: male courtship behavior; sensory perception of taste; chemosensory behavior.
AUGAGGAAAAGUUUUCAAAACUUUUUAAAUCCCAAGGAUUUUUACGCCGCACAGUGUCCUGUACUAAGGGUGUCAUUCUUGACCGGCAUAACCCCUUUCACUGUGGUGAAAAGUUCUACAGAUCUAAUGAUGCUCCGGUGUACUCCGUUCGGCUACAUCAACUCAACUGUGCACGUGAUUCUGUUCUGUAGUUGCUAUGUCCAUACACUGUUGAAGGGAGAAACUAUCACGAGAUUUUUCUUCCGAACCGACAUCAGCACCUUGGGAGACGUUUUACAGUUCAGCAUUGGAAUAACGGCGUUUAUCAUGACAUUCUUCUGCAGCAUCUUUCAGCGUAACAAAUUAAUCAAGUCGUUCCAUGCUCUUGCCAGUAUCGAUCAAAGAUUCCGAGAAAUAGGCAUGGAGACUAAUUACAAGAGUACUUUGCAUUACAACCUUCUAGUGAUGUGCAGCAAAACCAUUAUCACAUUCUGCUAUCUACUCGUGUGCCUCACCGUGUUUAUCUCUUCUUGUACCUAUCCCAGCGUUACAACAUGGAUGGCAUUUCUUUUGCCGUACUUCAUGAUGUCAAUGGUGAUCGUGGUAUUUCUGUGUUUCGUCAAUCAAGCCAAACAUCGAUUUCACCUAUUGAACAAAGUCCUAAAACAUUUGCGACGGGCGACACUAGAGAAACGAUUGCCACUACAACGCCGUCCCAGCUAUUGGCAGACUAUCAAGAUCCAACGUCCACUCGGCAUUACAUCCGUUUACUCCCACAAAGAUAAGUCAAUGCGCGACGUUGUUUCAACGGUAGCUGUAAUACAAGAUGCUUUGGCCGAUGCUUGCAGUUACGCCGAAGAGUACUUUACAAUUCAAAUGCUUACAAUCGUCACAAUCGUGUUUUUAAUCAUCGUCUUCAACACAUACUACGUGCUGGAUGCAUUGAUUGGAACUACCUCGCAAGACACGCCGUUCUCCAAGAAACAGUUUGUUCUAUUUUUCCUUUGCCAGACAAUUGUGUACGGAUUUGGAGUGUUUAGUAUCGUGUACGGAAGCAGCUCUAUGUUGCGGGAGAAUGAUAAUAUUAGUGUGAAUGUACACAAACUGCUAAACAUAAUAAGCUUCGGCCAGGACUGCCAUGAACUUGGGACAAAACUUACGAACCUUUCACUUCAAAACCUUUCACUGCAAAUGCUCCAUCGUAAGGUUAAUUUUUCUGCUUGUGGAUUGUUCAGUUUGGAUUUUACGCUUAUAUUCACGCUUGUAGGAGCAGCAACAACCUACUUAGUGAUUUUAGUUCAGUACCAGUUGAGCAUGGAUAACAGCAAACACGAAACAAUUUUUCGGGGAUUCUUUGGCAACGAAACAUGGAUAUAG